Rattus norvegicus (Norway rat) is the source of this 4811-nucleotide messenger RNA. RefSeq names its product stearoyl-CoA desaturase (gene Scd). The record is from RefSeq and is a predicted model, not a curated record. Gene Ontology annotation, molecular function: stearoyl-CoA 9-desaturase activity; metal ion binding; oxidoreductase activity, acting on paired donors, with oxidation of a pair of donors resulting in the reduction of molecular oxygen to two molecules of water. Gene Ontology annotation, cellular component: endoplasmic reticulum membrane; membrane. Gene Ontology annotation, biological process: tarsal gland development; positive regulation of cold-induced thermogenesis; fatty acid biosynthetic process. Lineage: Eukaryota; Metazoa; Chordata; Mammalia; Rodentia; Muridae.
CUUCACAGGAGGCGCAUUAGCAUUUACCCUCAGGCAGGGGGUUGGAUCCGCGCGGUGUUGAUGCCUUCAGCAUCCCGGCGCCUCGGAGCCCAGGGAGAUCUACGCACAGCCAGACCGGGCUGAACACCCAUCCGGUGAGACAGGAGGGCAGGUUUCCAAGCGCCGCUCCGCCACACUUGAUCUCAGCGCUGGGAAAGUGAAGCGAGCAACCGACAGCCACGAUGCCGGCCCACAUGCUCCAAGAGAUCUCCAGUUCCUACACGACCACCACUACCAUCACAGAGCCUCCUUCCGGAAACCUGCAGAAUGGACGAGAGAAGAUGAAGAAGGUGCCCCUCUAUCUGGAAGAAGACAUCCGUCCUGAAAUGAGAGAAGAUAUCCACGACCCCAGCUACCAGGAUGAGGAGGGGCCCCCGCCCAAGCUGGAGUACGUCUGGAGGAACAUCAUCCUCAUGGCCCUGCUGCACGUGGGAGCCCUGUACGGGAUCACACUGAUCCCCUCCUCCAAGGUCUACACCUUGCUCUGGGGGAUAUUUUACUACCUUAUCAGUGCCCUGGGCAUCACAGCCGGGGCUCAUCGCCUGUGGAGCCACAGGACUUACAAGGCUCGGCUGCCCCUGAGGAUCUUCCUCAUCAUUGCCAACACCAUGGCGUUCCAGAACGAUGUGUAUGAAUGGGCCCGGGAUCACCGCGCCCACCACAAGUUCUCUGAGACACACGCCGACCCUCACAACUCCCGCCGUGGCUUUUUCUUCUCUCACGUGGGUUGGCUGCUUGUGCGCAAACACCCGGCUGUCAAAGAGAAGGGCGGAAAGCUGGACAUGUCUGACCUGAAAGCUGAGAAGCUGGUGAUGUUCCAGAGGAGGUACUACAAGCCUGGCCUCCUGCUCAUGUGCUUCAUCCUGCCCACACUGGUGCCCUGGUACUGCUGGGGCGAAACUUUCCUGCACAGCCUGUUCGUCAGCACCUUCUUGAGAUACACUCUGGUGCUCAACGCCACCUGGCUGGUGAACAGCGCUGCCCACCUCUAUGGGUAUCGCCCCUACGACAAGAACAUUCAAUCUCGGGAGAACAUCCUGGUUUCCCUGGGUGCCGUGGGCGAGGGCUUCCACAACUACCAUCACGCCUUCCCCUACGACUACUCUGCCAGUGAGUACCGCUGGCACAUCAACUUCACCACGUUCUUCAUCGACUGCAUGGCUGCCCUGGGCCUGGCUUACGACCGGAAAAAAGUUUCUAAGGCCGCUGUCUUAGCCAGGAUUAAGAGAACUGGAGAUGGGAGCCACAAGAGUAGCUGAGUUCUGGGCUUCUGAGUUCCUGUUCCAAAAGUUUUCUGGGCAGAGAUUUAAUAUUCUGUUGAUUAACUACUGGAUAAUGCUAUCGGAAUGUUAAUGAUGCAUUUAAACUAUUCCGGUACAGUAUUAUGAGAAAGCUUUGAUCAUGUUUUGAGGUAAUGCAUAUUUUAAUUAGCCAGGAUUAACCAUGCCACAAUACAUAUAUAUUUCUAAGCAUACAUGAUAAAUGCAUAUACAAUUGUGCACAUCAGCUUUAAAUAAUAACGAUGAAUUUGAACAUUCUAUACAGAGAGUAUUAAAGCCAAGGAACAUGCUGUUUUGAUGCUAGGGCAAGCAUGGUGCUCUUUCCCUGUUUGCACUGCAUCCAGCUUCGUUCCUUCCUCUGUCAUCACCAUCUUCAGGCAAAUAGCUGACCAGCCACUGGCCUGUGUCCACCUUCCAAAGCCCAGGCAACCUUUCUGCUUUCUGAAAUACUGAUCCUUCCUCCUGGAUAUGUCUUUCCUUGUUCUGAACUUUGAGAUUGCUGGCUCAGACUUAAGAUAGAACAAAAACCUUCCUGGAAGUUCCCACUGGUGAACUUCACUAUAGGUUUUGCCAGAGGGAAUAGGGAAAUUAUCUUGAUUGUAGCAAGUAGAUCACCUUGAGAGAAGAAUUAGCACGCACGGUGUGGUUUGUAAGUAAGGAUGGGAGAGAGCUAGGAAAAGGUAGCCAUAUCUAAUGGCCUACUUACCAAAGCCCCCAGGCCUCUCUGCAUAGCAUGACUCCUUCCAGUCCAUAUUCUGAACAACAGAAAUUAGUGAGAUUUGAAUAAUUAAAUUAUUUUCAGAGUGAAGGGAAUGGGAAAUGCAUGGUCUGUGCUAGGGGCGGAGAGUGGGGAAGGGUUAGCUUUUGGUAACUGAAGAUUUCUUCAUGGAAAGAGUCUUAAUGUUAAAUGUGCCUAGAACUGGUAACUAAACAGCUGACAUUUGGAGGGAAUGUGGUGUAAAACUAUGUAAAUAUAAGCAAAAUCUGCACAUGAAAAUAUUUCACUUAGAAAAAGUGUUGCUAAAGAAAAAAAUUCGAAGGACAAGAGGUGUUGCCUGGGUUGCCAGUUUCUUUCGUGGCAGGGCAGGAAAUAGUGAGGUUGAGAGGCAGCAUCUGUAAGUAGAUGCUAAGAGGUACAUUUCUAAAUGAAGCCCUUGGGGAACAUCUGCCAGGGAUCUAGAGAGUGCUGGUUUCAUCCAUUGUUUUAAUUUCCUCCUUGGAUUGAGUAGAAACGUGGCUUCUUGUGGUGUUGAACCUUCCCCGACUUCUUUGCUUUGUUGCCAUCUAGCCUGCCCAGCACUGCCUAGGGAGCGCCUACCCACCCUGAUUUCUUCUGCCAGCUCCUACCCACCCUGAUUUCUUCUGCCACUUCUUUCUUUGGCAUUCAUUUUUCUUUCCCUGGACAGGAAGCUAGUUACCCGAGUGUAUCAGGAGCACCUAGGCUUGCCUUUGUCCAGGCCCAUUCCUCCUGGUAUCCUUGGGUGUGGAACUGCUGGACAGCUUCAGGAAGCAGAGCCAGGUGCCACUUUUCUGUGGCUUCCAGAUCCUCCCUACCUCCACCCCUAUGUGCCUCUGCCACAGUAAUUUCAGAAAAGCUUGGUACACCCUCUAGCAACAUCUUGGUUCAGAGAGUCUCUCUGGCUUGUGAGUUAACAGCUCAGCCAAAUGCUGUGUUGUCUCAGUGAGGCAACCACUGAACGAGAGGGUUGGUUGUUGGGCUGUCUCUGUGUGAGUCAGAGUAGACAACAUGUUCACUUCUUCCUGUCUGCUUUGCAAGGUGUCUCUGACUGAUCAAGGCAGGCAGGGAGUGGUAUAGUACUUCUGAAAGGAAGAAGUUCCCUAUUUAUCUGUUAAAAGACCAGAGGCAUGGGCAAGUGCUCAGGACCUCACUUCGGGAAGAGGGUCUGCUUCCUGAAGCCAGUGUAUAAGGAAAAGCUUCGACUGAAACCUGGUAUCUAAGGUACCAUGAACUAACACUCUAUCACACAGCCCAGGGCAAACAGUGGUAUAGAAAAGUCUAGAAGAAAACAUCACAUCAGUAUUUUAGAACCAUCCACCUUUACUGUCCCUGUAGCCCAAUCCAGAGCCUGGCUUUUAGAUCUGGCUGCGUACAGUGCCAAAUGCUCAGUUUACUUGUAAGAUCAGAGCCUUUCUUUCUGUGUUAAUUGAACACAUGCUCUGAGCUGUUUUGUUGAAGUAGAAAAUCUAGUAGAAAAUCACUGUAGAUCUGAUGACCUGGAAACCUCUGGAAAUGCCUUCGGGGUGGUUUUAUUUUUCCAGGUCACAGAUGCCUGAUUUAUAAGAUGAACAAUGAAAUCAGCUUUCUUUCUCUUCUGAUCUUAUUCCCUGGAUUUGAUGCAGCCCAUGUUCCAAAGCAAAGCUACAUAGAGACUUCAGGCUGAGGUCCUGGUGUCUUUAAGCAAAGGACACUCUUUCAGAUCCUCUCAGAGGCGGAUUUGUAACAGUUUCCACAUGAAUGUACUAAUCAUGUUGGGUGCCUUAUCGCUUUCCUAAUCUACAGUGCCUGUUAGCCCAGCCUCACUCCUUCCCUUAACCCUGAGAUCCCGUAGAUGGAGCGGGUGUAGACAAGAGGCUGGCUGGAGGAUCAUCAGUACAGUGAUUUGCAGAAAUCUUUUAUGGGCUUCAUUUUGGAAAAAUUUGUUUUUAGUAAAUGCUCAAAUUUGGUGGGAAGUAAUUUGAAUGUAUUUGAUUGUAUUGUCCUCAUUACAAUUGUUAAUUAGACACGUUCUACAUGACAGUAGUACUCAGGGGAGUUUUCUCCCUGGGCUGCUAAUAUCUGGGUGUAAUCUCUGAAACUGUAGGUCCAGUGAGGCGGCGUGAAAAGUUAGCAAAGCCACCAUCUGCUGGUGGUUUAAGCCAAGGCCUCUCUUCUUCGCCACUGACUUGCUAUGUUAUCCUUUCUCUUGUAACAAACCCAUCCCAGAGAUGAGGCCUUUAAUCAUCCCAAGAACCUCCUGGGCUAAGUAUCUGACAGUCUCACAUCUCAACAUCGUGUAUUAAGUGUCCAGAACAUCAGCUCAGGAGGACACGCUGAAACUCUCACUCUGGGCGAGUCCUGAUAAAACAGGCUCCUAAUACUGACCUACCUCAAGGGCAGUUCUGAGGUGAUUAGAGCCUUUUCUUUUUUUAAGCAAGUGUUUGGAGAUGCAUGGCAGAGGUUUUCCUGCAGACUUGUAAAGAGCUAGAUGUGUUCUAAAGACCAUCUUUAGUCUACAUUGCUCUUCCCAGAGAUCUACAACUAUGACCCAGCCAAAGUGCAAGCCUACCUACUCACUGCCAUAAAAACUAUUCAGGAAACCUUUUCCUGGCCUGAAUGAGAUUUUCUUUUUUUUUUUUUAUGUGGGGCGGUUAUUUGUGACCCAAGUGUAAUUUGGAUGAUUUUUAAUUAAUAUCAACUCUUGAAGCCUAAUUGUACUGAUUUGAGAUUGCAUUUGUUCCUAAUAAAAGUGGAUCUAGCUGUGCUGCCUGGGA